CUAAUUUCAGACCCGCCCCCAAAUUGUUGGUGUCUUUCUAUUCGUGCCCCUGAAUUCUAGGGCCAAUCAAUCUUUUACCUUCCACCACCAACUAACUACCUCCUCCCUCCUCCACUCCACGCGAUCACAAUUUUCAUUAACUUUCUUUCCCACUGCCCAAAAGUAGGGUUCUCGCUUUGGUAGGUAGCACAUGGAAGAUGGAGGGUACGGAUACGGAUACGGAUACGGAAGGACAAAAAUCCAAGUCUGUCGUUACAUUCCCAGAAUGAUCGCCGGUGCUCUCUCUGGAGCUCUCACAGGCCUCUUUGCUCUCGCUGGGGCUUUUACAGGAGCUGUUACUGGUGCUUUAGCUGGUCGGGCAUCUGAUAGUGGUGUUUUUCGUGGAGCUGGACUUGGUGCCAUUGCUGGGGCUGUUCUCUCUGUAGAAGUUUUGGAGGCUUCACGUGCUUACUGGUGUUCUGAGCGGUCAGGCUCACGAAGUUCAUCAUCUAUGGCUGAUUUCAUAGAGGAGCUUUUCCAUGGUAGAUUUGUAGAGGAACAAUUUCCACCAGCAAUUCUGACAGCUUACCAUUGGCAGGUGACUGUUGCCAACAUAAGGUAUGAUGAUGUUUAUGAUACCUACGGUGAAGUGCCGUCCAGAGGAUUGUCAGAGGAGUCAUUAGAAAAGCUACCAUGUCAUGUUAUACUGGAUGAAGUCAGGACAGCACAAAGCAUUCAUUGCACAAUAUGUUUACAGGAUAGUGAAGUUGGGGAUAUCGUUAGGUGCUUACCCAGAUGUCACCACACAUUUCACUUGACUUGUGUAGACAAGUGGCUCACUAGACAUGGUUCGUGUCCUGUCUGCAGACAGGAGGUGUAGAUACAUAUAGGCUACGACUGUACAGACAAGGACCAGGUCCAUCUUCGUGUGUGUAUAUAUGUUGUAUGUAUAUUUGCUUUGUAACUAAUUUAGUGCUGCUAAAAUAAAAACAAAGUAGCCGUCUUGUGUACUUAAUGCAUGCCCUUGUAAACAAUCAGAAAGCGGAGCAGGUCUGUGCAUCCCUCUUCCAAGUGCCCAAAAUGUAUAUUGCGCUGCUUCCUUGUGCUGUUCAAUGCAAUUUUUUACUUCUCUAGCGCA
Messenger RNA from Diospyros lotus (date-plum), 1117 nucleotides. Its product is annotated as NEP1-interacting protein-like 2. The transcript is spliced from 5 exons. The coding region runs from base 191 to 859 and encodes 222 amino acids. The record is from RefSeq and is a predicted model, not a curated record. Lineage: Eukaryota; Viridiplantae; Streptophyta; Magnoliopsida; Ericales; Ebenaceae.